GCGCUGCUGGCCCGCGAGCGGCGAGCUGUGCGGCGCCUCGUCAAGAUCCUGCUGCUAGGCGCGGGCGAGAGCGGCAAGUCCACCUUUCUCAAGCAGAUGCGCAUAAUCCACGGCCGCGAGUUCGACCAGAAGGCGCUGCUCGAGUUCCGCGACACCAUCUUCGACAACAUCCUCAAGGGCUCAAGGGUGCUUGUUGAUGCACGAGACAAGCUUGGCAUUCCUUGGCAGCACUCUGAAAAUGAAAAGCACGGGAUGUUCCUGAUGGCCUUCGAGAACAAAGCAGGGCUUCCCGUGGAACCUGCCACCUUCCAGCUCUAUGUGCCAGCUCUGAGUGCACUCUGGGGGGACUCUGGGAUCCGGGAGGCUUUCAGCCGCAGGAGUGAGUUCCAGCUGGGUGAAUCAGUAAAGUACUUCCUGGAUAACUUGGACCGGAUUGGCCAGCUGAAUUACUUCCCGAGUAAGCAAGAUAUCCUGCUGGCCAGGAAGGCCACCAAGGGAAUUGUGGAACACGACUUCAUCAUUAAAAAAAUCCCUUUUAAGAUGGUGGAUGUGGGUGGCCAGCGAUCUCAACGCCAGAAGUGGUUCCAGUGCUUUGACGGGAUCACAUCAAUCCUGUUCAUGGUGUCCUCAAGUGAGUUUGACCAGGUUCUCAUGGAGGACAGGUGCACCAACCGGCUGGUAGAGUCAAUGAACAUCUUUGAGACCAUAGUCAACAACAAGCUGUUCUUCAAUGUCUCUAUCAUCCUGUUCCUCAAUAAGAUGGACCUCCUUGUGGAGAAGGUGAAGACAGUCAGCAUCAAGAAGCACUUCCCAGACUUCAAGGGCGACCCACACCGGCUGGAAGACGUCCAGCGCUACCUGGUCCAGUGUUUCGACAGAAAGAGACGCAACCGCAGUAAGCCCCUGUUCCACCACUUCACCACUGCCAUUGACACCGAGAACAUCCGCUUCGUGUUCCACGCUGUGAAGGACACGAUCCUGCAGGAGAACCUGAAGGACAUCAUGCUGCAGUGAAGGAGAAAGCCCCUCGUCUCGUGGCAUCCCUGAGCAGCCCCGAGGCUACCAGCCGGGUCUCACAGGUGUGUCUAUGUGGCCUUCUCAGAUCCACAUCACUGGACACCUGGCCCCACAAUGCUGGACAGCAGCCAGGUCAGCAAGCAUCAGGAAAAGGACAUAGGGACUCCAAUGUUAGCUACUGAAUCUGGGGGACUAGUGAAACUACUGAAAACCCAAGUGAUCGCUUUGGUGUUAAUCUGUAAUCCCUGAUAACACAGCUUCCUUCUUUCUGCAGAAACCCUAUUCCUUUCCUGACACAAUGUAAUCAAAGGUCAUUGUGCACACACACUUGCUUUCUAAUGACAGAAACACAGACCCAGCUGGCCUUGCAGAUGGCUUUCCUCUCUAACUUGCACAUCUCCACCAAGACAGACUAACUCAAAAGCUUUGCCUCGCAGUAUUUUGCAGAGAUGUAUGGUGAUGCUGCUAAGCUUGGAGCCCGAGCUGGCCCUGCAGUCCUGGCUCAGGGUCUGAGUGCCACCUCCUAAAGUGAACACACUGCCUUCACAACUGUGCCAAUGUCCUAGAGCCCCACUCCAGGUGUGUGAGGUGCACUGAGGAGCUGUGCCAGGGCACCCUGCUCCCCACUGUGAACAACGAGCUUGAGGGCUAUGGCCCUGCCUUAAUGCCCUGAACAGGCCUGGUCUCAUCAGCUUGCCCAGCGACAUGGCACAGAGUGGGGAUGGCCGCCCACCAUGGCUCUUGCUCUGUCCAGGUAAUGCAGUGGUGCUUUUUCACUCCUUACCCCUCCCCUACACCCAAUGACAAAGACAUAACCAAGUGGCCUUGCAGAUGGCUUUUUAGUCUGACUUACAAGUCAUCUUCUGACAGGAAAGUUGGCAGCAUGUAGCACCCACUUCUUUUGGAAAUAGUAGAGAGCAUCAUCUCCUGCCCCUGGGCUUGCAGAAGCUGCCAGGAACACUCACAGAGCUUUCGUGAGUGCCCCAGCUGCUCCAUAGCCUGUCACAGCUGACUCCUCAGGAAGCCCUGGAAACCCAGAGGUCCUUGUGCUCAGCACACCCCUCAGUCUCAUUCCUGGCAGGACUCUUACUUCUGUUGCUACAAUGUGGAAGCCUGGGCCCUACAGGAGGCUGGCGUCAACCUGUCAACUUACCUGCCAGGUAUCUCCCUGUGCUUAAAAAAUAAUACACUGCACUCCAAACUGGCCCCUCUAUUACUCAGCCAGAAGAGCUGUCUGGGAGUGGAAGGGAGGCUUAUCCUAUAAGAGAGAAAUUGGCAACAGAUGCUGCAGCUCACUAACCCAUUGAGGGCCCUAUCCCGAAGCCAUGCUGCUCCUGACCUUUGUGUCCCAUAUGUGUCUUGCUCUUGGCUCUUUUCAGCAUCCAGAUAAAUAGGAAUCUGUGGCUGACACUAGACCAAAGAGGGAGAGAAGCUUGCUUCUGAGUCAUCCUGUGAUCACAAUGCUUUCAUUAGGGGACAGCAGGAAACCUUUCAGUGUUCAGGGGUUUGUGUCAGUGUUUGCUGGGGUUUUGGCUCUUUUCUUGGGCUGAAGAGAAGUUGCUGUUUUUGUCCUGCUUCCUGUACACCUCUUCAAGGCUGAGGGAUGUCACCAGGGUUAAUGUCAUGUUUAAGGAAAUGAGUGGCCUUGGUAGGGCCUAUCAGGAUAGGCAUAUUUGGGCACAGUGAAGGAUGGCCUGUUGACAUGCAGAGAGCUGUCCUGGCCUAGUCUGUUUUCUGUAUCUCACAUGCUCUUAGGCUUGAGAUCCAGAGGAAAGCAUGAGCUAUUCCUCCCCCGUGUUGGGGCAUGCUCCCUGGCUCUGUUGGAGGCCACCAUGGCUGGUGUCCCAAGCAGCCUCUGCAGGAGAGCUUUCCCUCUCACAGCCUGACAUGUAGACAGUCACUUUCAAGCCUAGAGGCACAGGAGUAAUGAGAUAUGGUAACUUCUUUUUAACUAAACAGAGAGCAGGCAGGACAGCCAGAGGCCUGGGUCCCCAACCAGCUCAGCCUCUGGCCCCAGGCCCAGCUAGCUGAGCCUACACAGCCUCUUCUUCCUAACACAAGGGAUUACAGCAUCCAUCUGGAAAGACACCCUACUUGGAACUCUGUGAGGUGUCAGAAUUGGAGAAGAGGCCUGUUUGAUGGCUAAACUGAAAUCAUUUACAACUUUUCUACACAUAGAUUGUAGUCAUUUUUGUCUCCAAAACCUUAGGCCUUUUUGUAUUUUUUUAAUUUUAAUUUCACUGUUACCCUUGACUGUUGUCUUUUUUAUUGCGGAUGUUGAAGCGGGAGGUAUUCAUGCCUCAUCUAUUACUGCAGAAAUGUAACAAUAAACUUUCUCAAAAUAAGACUCUUCCUCAUAGUUAAACUGUUUAUACUAAAGAACACAGUGUAGAUCUUUACUGAUAGCUAUUUUUAACUCUUCUAUUUGUAAAGAAAUCAAAGAUUUUGUGUCAUAGCUCCAAUUUAUAGAGUUUUCUAGAAUUAUUCUUGUAUUUUUCCUACUUUGAUUAAAAAGUGAGUAGUUACUGUAACUCCAUGAUCAAAAAAAAAUAUAUUGAAAUAAGCUGUUAUGAGUGACAAACUUGGGGGUCCUGGGACACAUUUCUUCAUCUGAAGUUGCAGGACAAAGGCACCCCUUGGGAUGGUCAUUCAGAGCCAGCUGCUCACAGCUUUUACUUUGCACCUGCAUUAGCAGUGGCCAGGAAGGUCUGGCUUGACAAUUUGAGCACCUUCAGUCUCUGAUGUCAAUUAAAAUGAAGCCUUAGAUUUUCUUUGUUUAAUAUAAAAUAUUACUCAGUGUUCAAAACGAACACUUUCUCUUUUCAGUGAAAACUCCAAUCCUAAUUUCAUUUGAAGAAGUUUCAUUAUCUAUCGCAGCUUUCGUUUCCACAUACCAGUUUUAAAAGCCUGGUGUGAAGGAAAGCCUCAGAAAUACUGUUUGGAACAAAGACCAUUACCUCUGAAGUGUCUAAAAGCAGCAUGCAGCAUGUAGCACAGGCAUGAAUGCGUGUGUGUGUGUGUGUGUGUGUGUGUGUGUGUGUGUGUGAGAACCCCAAGGGAAGAUCCAGCAAGUGACUGGAGACCAGCAGGGCCCAGGGAAUGGGGCAGGCCCUGUGGUCACAAUUCCCAGAAAGUAGGUGAUGGCCCCAGCCAGAGAACAGGAGCCCAGAUGCCCUCCAGUCAUUCACACAGCUGCUACCCAGCACCUUCUCAUACUUUCCCAACAAGCAGGCUUCUAGGACAGAGACUGUAUGUCACUCGGUGCCUUGUCUGUUUGUGGCCAGCAGGGCUUGUGCUGCCCAGUGGGAAAGGCAGAAACCCCCAGGAAGCAUGCCCACAACUGUCCACAAGGCCAAGGGCCUGGCCCUUUGGGUAUCAGUGCCUCCAUCUGUGAAAGUUGGACAAAAAAAAAAAUGGUGGUUCUCAGAUCAGGAGACACACUUGGCUCCCCUGAGCAGCUUCUGUGCCUCUCAGGACCUCUCAGACCCAACCCUCAUCUGUUUGUCCUACAAGAUGAGUAUACAGCAGGGUGGAAGGCCACAAGAGUAGAUCGUCCUCAAAGUGUCCCCCAGAUGGGUGGAUUCCUACAUUUGGCAUGGUUUCCGUGGUCACUCACUGGCGAGGGAGCCCCUGGCUGUAAACAGCAGCAAGCUUAUGAGGAGAGAAGCCCCUGCCAACAGGGUGUUCCUAUGUCCAAGUGGGCAUCCCUACAGAUGCCUGGGUCCGGCUGCUCUGGGGAGCUUUGGGGGUAGGGCCUGUGUUCCUGUCACCCUGGCAUUGGCUUCGGGGCCUGGGCCAAUCUGAGAGACAAGGUUAGGGCUACAGCCAGCAGGCCACACAUUUGCAUAAAGAGUACUGGAGGACAGUCUGCGCAGCUGACGGGGGCUGACAUGGACUCCAGCUCCAGCCACCACAUGAGGCUUUGCAUUAGUCCCUGGGGAGAAUGGGUCAGAUUCAUAGGAAAAAAGCACACCACCUGCCUCACAGGCGCAAGGGUGAGUUUGAUCCCCAGUACUGGGUGGGAGCAGGGGGACCAUAGAAAAAAGUUGUUGGGUGUGGCUCAGAUGAGCUAGGAACUGAUACUGCUGUGUGAACUGUGUUUCAGGGCAGUUGACAUGCCAGCUGGUGCCCAUAUCCAGAGUGGAGGUCUAGGCUCUGGGAGGUAACCCCAGCUGGGGCAGUACCACUUCUGCCUCAGCAGCCCAGAUUUCUGGACUGUUCACAUGCUGUCCUGAGGGACAUCAGAGUGCUGGAGACCUGCUGUCUAUCCUUUCAGACCUCUCUAGAACCUGAAGCCUGGUGGUUCUCUGGAUGUUAGAGUAGGGGAUCUGAUCUCCAAACUACAGCACUGAUGUCUCUGUAGGUGACCACUGACUUCCAACCACAAGCAGGUCACCUCUCAGCCCCUCUUGCUCACUACCCUGAGGACCUCCCACCCAGAACAAGCAGACAGUUCUGCCCACCUUUAGGCUGCGACCACCCCACUCUGUGAGCGCCCAGGACGGCCAUACUUGGUAUCUCAGACAUUGCCCAGACCUUGCUGAACCAGUCCCUUACCAAGCUAAACUGUUCCCACGUAUGAAAUUCCUAUGCAAAAGAACCACUCCCAAAACCCAAAAAGAGGAGCAGAAGGCCACCAAAAUAGCCUGGCGUGAUGGGUGUCCACAGGAGUUGGUGUCCAUGCAUACAUAGCAAGGGAUAAGAAAUGGGGCACUCAGAAUAGACAGGUUUCCUGCCCAGAAAGCAGGGCCUUCCCCAGUGGACUGAGAUGAGGUUGGCCUGGCCUUGAGCUUCCUGUGUGACAGAACCUGCAGGCCUCACAUCUGUGGGACAGUCAUCAGGCCUGUUCCUCACUUCCCCAAAAUCAGAACCUAACCUCAGCUCCACCCUGCAGCCACCAUCCUCAGCUGAUCCGCAAGGUCACUGCAGUCUGGGAGAGCUCUGAGGCUUGUGCCAUGCGUGGAUGGCCUAUGGCAUCCAUCCUGCCCAGCUGGGGUUCCGUCCACCCCCACCCACAGCUUCAGAGUAACAUGGGAGGUCUGUCUCUGCCUCAGUGAGGUCGGUGUACACCAAAGGCAGCCUUGGAAAGUAAGAUAUCACGAACCGAACAAGACUUGGCAUCUGAGAGACCAGUAACAUCAGGUCAGGCUGCCCCGCUUUCCCCAGCCGUCAGGACAAUGUGCUUUUCCAGGUUUGCCUGCGGAUCAGUGGAUGGAAGCUCUCACCAGCUUUUGUGAGCUGGGCUGCAGUGCUAGUGUAUUGCCCACAGGGUCUGGAAAAGUGAAGGUAGCUCUGCAUUAACUCUGCCAAUCCCAGGAACCUCAAAGAAUUACCUUUGACCUCUUAUGCAAAUUGAUUUAAAACAGUCUCAGUGUCCAUUAACUCCUCUAGAACCAACGAAAACCCAUCACCAUGGCCCUGUCUAUCCCCACUGUUAAUGUGCCUGGCCCCACUCAGCACCACCAGUCCUGCACCACCUUGUGCCUAACCUGUCACCCAGGGAGCCCAGUAUAUAUGCUGAAUGGAGCUGAGGCCCUGCAGAAGGGAGGAGGUGGAGAUGGCUUUGAUCCUGAAGCUUCCCUGACCUGGCAGAGGUCUUAAAUAUCAAGAGGCAUGAUGCUCUGCCACAAGGACCCUGGGGAGUGGCCACCAAAACUGCCCAGGCAGGACCACUGCACUGUAACCAGCAUCUGCUUACAUGUACUGGGUCUAGGCUAAGAUAUAUGUGACAAAGUGUAAAAAGUGUGUCUUGCCACGGUGGUUGGUUGAACAUGUUUUGUAUAUACGAUUUUUACAAAUU
This is a messenger RNA of Fukomys damarensis (Damara mole-rat), 6817 nucleotides long. RefSeq names its product G protein subunit alpha 12 (gene Gna12). Gene Ontology annotation, cellular component: brush border membrane; heterotrimeric G-protein complex. The annotation marks the transcript as partial. The transcript is spliced from 4 exons. NCBI's taxonomy places the organism in Eukaryota, Metazoa, Chordata, Mammalia, Rodentia, Bathyergidae. Gene Ontology annotation, molecular function: GTPase activity; G-protein beta/gamma-subunit complex binding; guanyl nucleotide binding. The record is from RefSeq and is a predicted model, not a curated record. Gene Ontology annotation, biological process: Rho protein signal transduction; adenylate cyclase-modulating G protein-coupled receptor signaling pathway.